Molecule: messenger RNA, 1089 nt
Organism: Saprolegnia diclina VS20
Lineage: Eukaryota; Oomycota; Saprolegniomycetes; Saprolegniales; Saprolegniaceae
Exons: 5
Coding region: 49-1089 (346 amino acids)
Cellular component (GO): mitochondrion
Molecular function (GO): oxidoreductase activity
Source: RefSeq, a predicted model, not a curated record
AGGUCGACUCGAAAAUCUUAGUCGACUUACUUUUGAGAUUGGAGAUACAUGGCGCAGUCGUACCGCAAGAUCGUGUGCACGGAGCUCUCGACCAACUUCCGCGCCGCGACGACGAUCGUGACGGCGCCGGUCGCGGGCCUCGUCGCCGCCGCCCACACGGUCGUCGUCAAGAACCACUACCUCGGCAUCAACGCGUCCGACAUCAACUUUACGAACGGCAAGUACCUUCCGGGCGUGACGCCGCCCUUUGACGUCGGCUUUGAAGCUGUCGGCGAGGUGGUCGCUGUCGGCCCCAAGGUCAAGCACCUCAAGGUCGGCGACGCCGUCAUGUAUUCGCUCUAUGGCGCGUUCGCCGAGUAUAUCGUCGUGCCUGUCAAGUUCAUCGCCAAGGUGCCACUGCUCUCGCCGUCCGUGCUGCCGCUCAACGUGUGCGGCCUCACGGCCUCGAUCGCGCUCGACGUCACGGGCGAGAUGCGGCAAGGCGAGGUCGUCCUCGUGACCGCCGCGGCCGGCGCGACGGGCCAGUUUGCUGUGCAGCUCGCCAAGCUCGCGGGCAACACGGUCAUUGGCACGUGCAGCUCCCAGGAAAAGAAGGACUUUCUUCUCAACCUCGGCUGCGACCGUGCGAUCGACUAUACGAAGGAAGACGUUGGCGCCGUCCUCAAGAAGGAGUUUCCCCGCGGCGUCAACCUUGUCUUCGAGUCGGUCGGCGGUGACAUGCUCGACACGUGCGUCGCCAACCUCGCGCGCCAUGGCCGCCUCAUUGUCAUUGGCGCCAUCUCGGGCUACCAAGACUCGAGCUCGUGGGACGGCAAGGCGGCGGGAGGCGCCGGCCCGCUCUCGACAGCGCUCCUCUCCAAGUCGGCGUCGCUCCGGGGCUUCUUCCUCAACCACCACAUGGCCCACUUUGGCGCGCACGCCAAAAAGCUCGGGCUCCUCGUGCAGAAGGGGCUUUUGGACCCGGGCGUCGACCCGACGCCGUUCCACGGCCUCGAAGCGGUCCCCGAUGCGAUCGAGUACAUGUAUGCGCGCAAGAACGUUGGCAAGCUCAUCGUCGAUCUCACGUCGACGCCGGCCGCGCGGCUCUAA